Molecule: messenger RNA, 2509 nt
Organism: Gallus gallus (chicken)
Lineage: Eukaryota; Metazoa; Chordata; Aves; Galliformes; Phasianidae
Gene: IL20RB
Product: interleukin 20 receptor subunit beta
Exons: 7
Coding region: 137-1078 (313 amino acids)
Molecular function (GO): interleukin-20 binding
Source: RefSeq, a predicted model, not a curated record
GCUCAGGCAGGCAGAGAAGCAGUGUCUGCAAUACUCCCCAGCUCACCAUGUCUGGCACAGGCACGGCUCUUCAUCUGGGAAGGGAAAAUUCUGAGCUGCAGCACCUGGGUGUGAAUGUGGGAAAAGGCAACCAGGCAUGAGCAAAACGCCACUAAAACUCAUCUGCUUCGUCCUCUGCACUCUGAUUGCAUCUAAUCUCACAGGACUUUUAGGUGAAGAUACUUCGCUGCCAGCACCUCGGAAUAUCUCUAUUCUUUCUACCAACAUGAAACAUUUCUUAAUGUGGAGUCCUGUGAUUGUCCAGGGAGAAACUGUGAGAUACUCUGUUGAGUUUCAGGGGGAGUAUGAACGAGAGUACGCUAACGAGAGCUGGAUCCCCAUCUGUGAGUGUUCCCUCAUCACAGUCACUGUAUGUAACAUCACAGAGGAUAUCUCAGCCACCGUGGCCUAUAACCUGCGUGUAAGGGCAGACAGUGGUGCUCGAAGAUCAGAGUGGGGCACCCUGAACGGUUUCUUCAUUCGAAACACAACUUCCCUGACCCCACCUCUGAUGAAGGCCGUAGCAGAUGGGUAUCAUUUACUAGUGGAGCUGGAAGACAUGGGACCCGCCUUUCAGUUCUGUGUUCUCUACUGGGAGAAAGGCCAGGAGAGAAGGAUGCAACAGAAGAUGGUGAAGGAGGUCAGCUCCACAAUUCAUCUGGCCACCAUGGACGCAGCAGCUGAAUACUGUGUAAAAGCCCAGACAUACGUUGAGGCAAUCAACAGAAGCAGUAGCUUCAGCCAAACACAGUGUGUGAGGGCACAAGGCAGCAGAUCCAUGUGGCGCAUCACCGUCCUUCUGUCCUCUGCUGGCUUUGCUGUGGCUGCCUUGACUCUGCCUUUCCUUGCCUGGAAAACAAGAAAAAUCUUCCAGUAUUCCUGCUACCCCAUUGCUGUCCUGCCAGACACACUGAAGGUACCAGAGCCCCCCACCCAGCUGAUAUUGCACAGGAGGGAAGAAGCUGAGCAAUGUGAUCUGAUGGUGCACGUGAUCCCCUCAGAAGAGGUUCCCUGCCUGUGGAUUCAAGAAACACUUUAGAGCAUCCUGUAAAAAAGACUUCUACAGACCAGGCAGAAUGUGCUUCAGUGUCUUCAGAGUGCCAACAAGGAACUGUUCUCUUUGUGCCAAGUCUGCUGCAAGGAAGCAUUCUGUAUGAACACAUGGCCAACUCUCAUCCUCUUCCUAACUUCAUCCAUUCACAGAAAAGCCAGAAAGGGCCCCAGGUGACAGCUGCCAGUUUCUGUACUUCUUCUUCAUACCCAUACCUAUGAGCAGACAUGGGUUAACUCAUGUUUCCUUCACGGUCACAUCAAUGGCCCACACUUCAGCCACCAGGAUUUCACCAGAGCAAUGUACAUAGAGCUCAGUCCCUGAGUCCCAAACCACUUCACUAUCAGUAAUUUUACCUCAGAUGUUUUGUUUUUUUUUUAAAGAAAUGAACCUGCCAGUAAGAGUUCCUUGCAUGGCUAAAACAGCUGGAACAAACAGAUAUAAAAUGCUGUCAGGGCUGCAGCCCCUGGACAUGAGAUGAGAAUUUGUUCCAUAUGACACAUACCAACAUAUGAUGCCAUAGAGGAGAAAGAUAGUUGAGUUGUUUAAGUGGGAGGUGACUGGAGCUGAAAAAGCAGGGGGAAAGUAGACUCAAGAAUGGGGGAAAGAAGCAGAAAGAGGGAAAGAUGCACAUCAUGCAGUCAGGACCAUUUGGGUGCAAGCUGGGCAGCCCCAUGGUUCAGCACCACAGCUGAAGCAGGCUGCUGACUGCAUCAAGCACAGCAAACCUGAUUUUGUGGCCAGGAGGGCUGGGGGGAUCAACACGAAUGCUUUCAUAGAGGGGGAAUAUCAGGAAGGAUGCAUGAAGCAUCCCAGCAUGACCAUAUCACUGCCUACUUCAGACCUGAUGACAUCAUUUUGUUCCAGGUAGCUUAUUAUUAUUUCCGCCUUAAGGAAGGAGAUCUAAAAACAGAAAGUCCUACUAAACAGAAAUAAGAUAUAGUUCUUUUGCAUAUACUGCAGUGAUGGCUGUUGCUGCAAGGAUAAGUCAUUUAACACCUGCUCAGCAGACUUAAGUUGGGAGGGCACGGGAAGGCUUUGAUCUGAAGAGCUGUUUUGAAAACUACCAGCGGAACGAAUGAAACAUAGCAGAGCUUUUCCUCGCAGGACGCGCCUUGACUUUCAUUCUUGCAAUGUCAGCUGAGGCCACCAGGUAGCAGCAAAGCACCGUGAAAACAGCAGAACUGACGGAGCAGAGCUCUGCGUUCCCCCGCCGAGGCAGCCCCCCUCGAACCCCCCCACCCCCGCAGCCCAACUGGCACCUCGCUCCGUGCAGCACAGUCGCUUGCUUCAUUCCUGUCUUACCAGCUUCUGUCUGGACAACGCAGGAACCUAGUCACUAGGAGUUCAGUAACCAUUAGGUUGGCUCUGAUGGGUUUGUAGCAGGAUAUAGGGUAAGAAAAUCUGUGCUAGCCUGAG